AUGGCAUUCAAGGACACGCAGAGUGUUGAGGUGUCGAUUCCAUUGCCCAAGUCGCUGGACACGCGAAUCUUCAUCCGUGUCGCAACCCUCGAUAAGGCGGUGAUGGUGUCCCUCACAACGGCAUCACAGGAGGAAACGGGCGCUACAACGCCGAUGGGCUCUAUGGUGUAUGCUCUUCCUGAUAGAUUCAACCCGCAACAACCGCUGGCAACCACAAUCUUCACAACGGAGGCUACUCUUGAAUUCACAACACGGACCGCAAGGAUCCUGGCUAGGAGGGCAAAUCGACCCGUUUACGUCACAAAUUCGAUGAGCUUCGUGAAUGCCGGCAUGGGCGGCACUGUGGAAGAGGAGAUGGAGGCGUUGAAGAAUGUGAUUGACAUCGUCUCGGAUCAGCUUAAGAAAGAAGGUUUACUGGCUGGUGCGGAAGUCAACGGGGUUUCAUAG
Molecule: messenger RNA, 447 nt
Organism: Akanthomyces muscarius
Lineage: Eukaryota; Fungi; Ascomycota; Sordariomycetes; Hypocreales; Cordycipitaceae
Exons: 2
Coding region: 1-447 (148 amino acids)
Biological process (GO): proteasome assembly
Source: RefSeq, a predicted model, not a curated record